AUGGCCCCCCAUGGCUCAAACAGGGCGAUUUGCUGUAGGGAUAGCCAUUGGGUGGUAGCCAGGAGGAGUCUGAGGGGCGUUGAGGGCGAGCUGGGGGCACAUUUGCAGCUUGCACGAGGACGCGUGGGCAUGGGCGAUUGCGUGACGUCUUUUAGCCCUCUUCAUGACCCAAGGCCUGGCGCCCGACAACGCCCAUUGAGUCGGGAGCAGACGGGGCUGGCCCUUCUUCGGACAGGUGAAUGCAGCGCAGAGCAAAAGAGCAUGCCGCAAGUGAGUAAUCGUUGGCUCAUCUCGUCAUCAGUCGAACAAUUUGGCCGCCGUCAGACAUGGGUGGUGGGACCCCUAAAGUAG
This is a messenger RNA of Bipolaris oryzae ATCC 44560, 351 nucleotides long. RefSeq lists its product as uncharacterized. Lineage: Eukaryota; Fungi; Ascomycota; Dothideomycetes; Pleosporales; Pleosporaceae. The transcript has a single exon. The record is from RefSeq and is a predicted model, not a curated record. Bases 1 to 351 code for a protein of 116 amino acids.